UCUCAGAAUAUAUAGCGCACACACUUGGACAUUUCCAAGUCAAAACACUUGUGGCUGGGGACGUCUAGCGGUCAUAUCAUUCUGCACCUCAUGCCGGAGCCCGGAAGCAAAUGAGCACGUCCAGACGCCGGCCAUGACGCUUGCCUUCGCCGUGCGCCGGAGGGAGCCGGUUCUCAUCGGUCCGGUAGCACCGACGCCCCUCGAGACAAAGCGCCUCUCCGACAUUGACGACCAGGAGACGCUGCGCCGGCACGUGCCGUUCGUCUUCUUCUACCGCGGCAGGCCGUCGCAUGCCGACGACCCGGCGAGUGUCAUCCGCCGCGCGCUCGGGGAGGCGCUGGUGCCGUACUACCCCCUCGCCGGGCGGUUGAGGGAGGUGGAUGCACGGAAGCUGGUCGUCGACUGCACCGGCGAGGGGGUGAUGUUUGUGGAGGCUGAUGCCGACGUGCGGCUGGCGCAGCUGGAGGCGGCCGGGCUGAGGCCGCCGUUCCCGUGCAUGGAUCAGCUGCUGUUCUUCGCCGAAGGCUCCAGUGGUGUGCUAAACUGCCCCUUGCUGCUCAUCCAGGUGACCCGGCUGCUCUGCGGCGGCUUCGUCUUCGCGCUCCGCCUCAACCACACCAUCUGCGAUGCCAUCGGCCUCGCGCAGUUCAUGUCCGCCGUGGCCGAGCUCGCCCGCGGCCUCCCAGCGCCGACAGUCUCACCCGCGUGGUCCCGCGAGCUCCUGGAGGCGCGCUGCCCACCAAAGCCGGCGUUCCCUCACCGCGAGUUCGACGCCGUGCGGCCGCCGCUGCCACCGCCAGGCGACAUGGUCACGCGGACCUUCACCUUCGGACCAGCCGAUGUCACCGCGAUCAAAAGGGGCCUCCCGUCGGGCCUCCGCGACACGGCCACGACUUUUGAGGCGCUCACGGCGGCCCUUUGGCGCGCCUGGACGGCCGCGCUCAAGCUCCCGCCAGACGAGGACGUGCGUUUGGUGGUCAUCGUCAACUUCAGGGGCGUGCCCGAGCUGGGGCUUCCCCCCGGCUACUACGGCAACGCGUGCAUGCCCGUGGCUGUGCUGACCACCGCGGGGGCGCUGCUGGCUGGCUCGCUGGGCGACGCGGUGGAGCUGGUGCGGGAGGCGAAGGCCGCGGUGACUGCCGAGUACGUGCGGUCCACGGCUGACCUGCUGGUGCUGCGCGGGCGUCCGUGCGUGGGGCUGGCGAACCUCUUCCUCGUGUCGGACAACCGGCACGCCGGGUUCCACCAAGUGGACUUCGGGUGGGGCGACCCGGUGUACGGCGGCCCUGCGGAGACGCUGUUCGGGGUGAGCUUCCUUGUCCACGUCGGGAACGGCAACGGGGAUGGCGCCGUGGCCGUCCCUGUCGUGCUGCCGGGUCCGGUCAUGAACUGGUUCGCGUUGGAGGUCGAGAUGCUGUUGAAGGUUAGUGCUGCAGUCUGCCGCCAUGUUUAGGGCCCCUUGGAACACGGGAGCUCGAUCGGAUUACUGUACUGCAAGAAUUAUUGUGUUUUGAUCACUGCAGUGACUAGUAUGACGAACUAAAAUUAAACGCAA
Phragmites australis (common reed) is the source of this 1555-nucleotide messenger RNA. Its product is annotated as benzyl alcohol O-benzoyltransferase-like. NCBI's taxonomy places the organism in Eukaryota, Viridiplantae, Streptophyta, Magnoliopsida, Poales, Poaceae. The transcript is spliced from 2 exons. Bases 134 to 1453 code for a protein of 439 amino acids. The record is from RefSeq and is a predicted model, not a curated record.